UUACGGGAUUACUAAGCCUUUUGCGGAACCGUAAGAAAGAGAGUCUUCCGCAAGACAAGAAAAGAAGUGAUAUUGGCAUAGAUUUAAAAUGUCCACCUCUGAAUAUAAUAGUUUGCUCUUCGAAAUAAGUGAAAGGAUCGACGGACUUAAUGCACUCCAACGUCUUGUUUUUAUUUGCCGUGGGAAGCUAACCCAGUCUGGCAGUGGAAACGUACACGACGGACUGUCAUUGUUUAAAGAACUAGAAGAACAUGGUUAUCUAGGUGUGGAUCGCCUUAAACUCAUGAAAGAGCUGUUGAAAAGUGUUAAGGAAUGGUCUCUGUUUGGAAAAGUUAAAAAAUUCGAGAAUAAGCGUAAAGAAUACAAAGGCUUGCUUGAAAAGAUUAUCUGUGCACUCGACGAACUCAAUGAUAUGGAACGGCUGAUCACAUUAUGUAGAGGAAAUAUUCGUGAUGGCAACAUUGGUAACAUUGUUGAUGUUCGCUCCUUGUUCGAAGAGCUUGAAAAUCAGGAAACUCUGGGAAUCGACUGCCUCGAUGUCGUCAAGGUCAUUCUAGCAGAAACGGGAAAGACCGAUCUUUUCAAGGAAGUUAAAGAGUUUGAAGAACGAAGAGACCAGGAGGAUGGAUUCGAAGCAAAGAAAGCACAAGCAGCGGCUCUUGCAUCAUCCGUCAGAAAUUCACUCAUUGGAGUGGUAAAUAUGAAGACUGUAUUCAAGUUGUUUGCUGGUGGUUUAGUAAUCGUUUCCGCCUCGGAGGUCUUGAGUGGUUGGUCUUCAUAUGAGCAGCUUGUCGCUGCUGUACAGAACUGUGUGCUUCCAGCUGGUACAAACCUGGUUCAAAUCACAGACGGCUGUGUGUGCCUCACAGUUCAAGCUGAAAGUUUAUCAGCGCUUACAAACUUGUGGAAAUUAUACCAGGAUGGAACUCUUCAGAAACGCCUGUACGAUUUCUUUGUCACUGAUGAGAUGAGAAGACUGGCCGAGGGGGAGGAUGUGGAGGUGAAUGUCACCAUCGAAGAAGAAGAAUAUCAGAAAGCUUGUGUCGAGCUCAUACAAGGGGCCCAAGCUCAGGGUUUACAAGACAGUUGGGAAUUCAAACGAAAUUAA
Pocillopora damicornis (cauliflower coral) is the source of this 1108-nucleotide messenger RNA. RefSeq lists its product as uncharacterized. Gene Ontology annotation, biological process: regulation of apoptotic process. Gene Ontology annotation, molecular function: protein binding. NCBI's taxonomy places the organism in Eukaryota, Metazoa, Cnidaria, Anthozoa, Scleractinia, Pocilloporidae. The record is from RefSeq and is a predicted model, not a curated record.